This is a messenger RNA of Triticum dicoccoides, 1680 nucleotides long. RefSeq names its product probable flavin-containing monooxygenase 1. Bases 8 to 1567 code for a protein of 519 amino acids. The transcript has 5 exons. The record is from RefSeq and is a predicted model, not a curated record. NCBI's taxonomy places the organism in Eukaryota, Viridiplantae, Streptophyta, Magnoliopsida, Poales, Poaceae. Gene Ontology annotation, molecular function: flavin adenine dinucleotide binding; NADP binding; N,N-dimethylaniline monooxygenase activity.
AGAAUCGAUGGAAACAAAGCGCGUAGCCAUCGUCGGCGCCGGCGUGAGCGGCCUGGCGGCGUGCAAGCACCUGCUGGAGCGCGGCUGCCGGCCGGUCGUGUUCGAGGCCGACACCGUCCUGGGCGGCGUGUGGGCGCGCCCGCCGGAGUGCACCGCGCUGCAGACGCCGCGGCCCAUGUACCAGUACUCCGACUUCCCGUGGCCGGAGUCCGUGACGGAGGUCUUCCCGGACCACCGCCAGGUCAUGCACUACCUCGACGCCUACGCGCGCCACUUCGGCGUGCUCGACUGCGUCAGGUUCGGCCUCCGGGUGCUCGGGAUGGAGUACGUUGGCGUCAGCGAGGAGAAGCUGGCCGUGUGGGAGGAGUGGGGCGGGAGCGGCGAGGCGUUCGGCUCUGGCUCUGGCGAGUGGCGACUCAAGGUGGCCAAUGGCGAUGACCACGUCGAGACACACAUUGUAGAUUUUGUGGUCCUUUGCAUUGGGAGGUUCAGUGGGGUGCCCAACAUACCCGAGUUCCCCACCGGAAGAGGUCCAGAAGCAUUUGACGGGAAGGUGAUCCACUCAAUGGACUACUCCAAAAUGGGCAGUAUGAAAGCUAAGGAGAUGAUCGCGGGCAAGCGUGUGACCGUAGUUGGGUACCUAAAAUCAGCACUCGACAUUGCUGCUGAAUGUGCAGAAGUGAAUGGCACGGAGCAACCGUGUACGAUGAUAGUCCGAACAAAGCAUUGGAUCAUACCCGACUACUAUGCUUGGGGUGUCCACAUAUCAAAGUUGUAUCUGAAUCGCUUCUCUGAACUCCUUAUUCACAAGCCCGAUGAAGGUUUCCUCCUGAGCCUCUUGGCCAUCACCUUGACUCCAUUGCGGUGGAUAUUUUCAAAGUUCGCUGAGAGCUACUACUCCAUUCCAAUGAAGAAGUAUGACAUGGUACCUGACCAUAGCCUUUUCGAGGCAUUGGUGACAUGCUUGAUUGCCAUCACACCUAAAGAUCACUACAAGAGACUGGAGGAAGGUAGCAUUAUUCUGAAGAAGUCCAAGACCUUUAGCUUUUGCAAGGAAGGUGUGCUUCUUGAAGGUGAAUCUUCACCGACAAAAAGCGAUAUAGUGAUCUUUGGAACUGGAUUCAAGGGGGAUCGGAAGAUCAAGGAUAUGUUCACAUCAGAAUACUUCCAGAAGAUUGUUGUUGGGUCAACAUCAACAACUGUGCCUCUGUAUAGGGAAUGCAUCCAUCCUAAGAUUCCGCAGCUCGCAGUCAUCGGGUAUUCAGAGAGCUUAGCAAACCUGUACACAACAGAACUUCGGGUCAAGUGGCUAACACACUUCAUGGAUGGUGGCUUCAGAUUACCAUCUGUUCAAGCAAUGCAAAGGGAUGUCCUUGAGUGGGAUAAAUUCAUGAAGCGCUAUUCUCGUGUCUACUUCCGUAGGUCCUGCAUUGGUAUCCUUAACAUUUGGUACAACGACCAACUAUGCAAGGAUAUGGGGUGCAAUCCUAGAAGGAAGAAAGGCUUUUUCGCGGAGUUGUCCGAGGUUUAUGGUCCUGGUGAUUAUGUCAACCUCCACCCCAAAUAAGAAUGUGUUGUGUUUGCAUUUUCAUCGCAGUUAUGUACACGUCCUACCUUGUUCAGAUUCUUGCACGGUUCACAUUCAGUACUCACUUUGCGAUACCAUGUACUCAUUUAUGU